AUGCCAUCCCCAGAGGCACGCUCGGUCACCCGCAAACGGGACGCCAUCCAGACAGACCUGGCCCUUGCCCGCAGACGUCGGGAUGACCUCGAGGCGGCGCACUCGGUGGCCACUGCCCCGCAGCACUCGACACGGACCUCGGUGGCCGACCACGCCAUGGCUGCGGCUGCCGUCCGCGGGGCGGCCAACGCUGAGCGAUAUGCGGUGGCGCGGGUCUCGGUGGAGGCGCUCCGCAAGCGGGCGCACAUCUCGCACGUUGUCCUCUCCAACAACGCCACCCUCCACGAGGUCGGUGCCGCAUCGCUCGACGCCCGCCGCCGCGAGGACCUCGCCGACAUGUCCAAGCUCGACUCGGCGCUGCAGCGGGCGGCGACGUCUACGAGCCACAUCACAGAGCCGCUGCCGGACACGGUUGCGCGCGCCAAGCUCGAGCAGCUCUUCUCGGUCGACAAGCUGCGGGUGCUCAAGGCGAGGUUCGAGGAGGCCGACGCCGACGGGACCGGCGGCCUCACCGAGGACCAGUUUGUUGAUGCCUUCUCAGCCCUCCUCGCCGGCGAUCUUGUGCCAUCGUCGCGCGCCGCCCGCGACGCCGUCCGCCUCCUCUUUCACAAGAUCGACGCCAACUUUGACGGCACCGUCGACUUUGACGAGUUCCUCUCCUACAUGUACGCCGACCUCGAGACCUCGGCCUCGAACCUCAAAUCUGCCGCCGGCUCCAAGCCCAAAACCUUUGCCCAGCGCUCCAUCAGCACGCCCUCACCGCACCGCGAAGCCAUCAUCGGUGUCUUUGCCCUUCCCAAGGCCCGCCUCCUCACUGUCUCCAAGGACGGGGUCUUUGCCGUCUGGCCCACCACCUUCCUCCGCGUUCUCGCCACCCACGUCCACUCGUCGGCCACCACCGCCUUUGGCUCGGCAGCGUCGACUCAGGAGACCGGUGGCAUCUUUGGCUCGCUCGCUUUUGCCAGCGACCGCGCCCCGGGCGCUACCGACGAUGCCAAUCGCCUCUUUGGCCCCACAAGCCGCACCUCGUCGGCGUGGGUCACCGACGUCACCUUUCUGCCGCUUCUCCAGCUCCUUUUUGUCGCCACAGACAACUUUAAGCUCUCUGUCUAUCACGUCAAGGACAACAUGGUCUUUGAGCGCCUCGUCGUUAUCGAAGGCGGCUCUGCCUUUUCCGCUGCCGCGCCCACCCCGCUCAUGGCCAACGUCCCGCUCUGCAUUGACGUCCAGGCCUGCCCUCAGUCCAACACUGCCGUCCUGGUGCUCGGCGACACCUCGGGCACCGUGACUGUUCUCGAGUUCUCCACUCGCGAGGCCGUCUCACUCGGCUUUGCCGCCCUCCUUGAUCCCGAGGCCGUUGCCGCUGGAACCGUCUCGACAGCCCUCUACACCCACGCCCUCCUCCCCUACUUUCACCACCCGACUGAUGCACCGGUCAUGACCCAGCCGUCGGCCCGGGCGCGGCCGGACCUGCCACCGUCGGCCGCCGCCGCCACCGCCGCCGCCCUGCCUGUCGAGCCGACCCCGCACGGCGCCCCGCUCCUCCCUGUCACGCUCCCACUGCCAACCGGACGCGUCGACGAGACUCAGCUCCUCCCGCGGGUCGCCGCCGCCCAAAAGGCCAUCUCGCGCUGGAUCGGCAAGGUCAUGGUCCUCCCGGACAUGACCUCGUUUGCGGCGUGCUCGACCAACUCGUACGCCGCCCUCUUUGUCCGUCACUUUGACACCAAGGCCGGCGCCCAGUUUGAAAAGGUGUGGGCCAUUCCCGGCGGCGUCGCCGACUUUGACUACUGCCCCGCAGCUUCGGGCUGGCACUUUCUCGCCACUGGCGGUAUCGACCGCGCCGUCCGCCUCUGGAAGCCAACCUUUGCCUCCUCCGAGCCGCUCGCCCGCCUCACUGGUCACUCCCACCCGAUCACCAAGGUGGUUCUCUCGCCUCCUACCCAAGAAGUCCUCGCCCUCGCCACCGACAACACCCUCCGUGUGUGGGAUCUCGAGAGCUACAGCCUGCUGCACAUCAUCGAGCCGUUCGCUCCGCUCGCGCCGAACGAGCUCAUCGCCUCGCUCUUCCGCGAUCCCGACGGCGACUACCUUCUCGCCACCACCACAGACAUCAUCCCCUGGCGCGUUGUCCUCGCCUCGGGCCCAGAAACCUCAGAGACUCUGCUCCGCGGCCGCAACGUCGCUGCUCUCUACGAGCCGUUCUUCAACGUCGUCAUCAACGUCACUUCGACAGGCUUUGUCCGCGUCUGGGACAUCUCCUCGGGCAAUCUGAAGAACACUUUUUCGGUCAUCGAGCGCAAGACUUCCAACGCUCUCACCUCGCUCCCAGGCUCGCUCGCUGCCUCGGAGCUCCCGCAGCACUCGUCCGAGCAGGUCCAGGCCGGCGAGCUCGAGUUGGCUGUCCCCUCGAUCCUUCCGCCGUUUGCAGGCGACGGCAUCGAUCCGCACGAGCGCCGCCUCGCCAACGUGCUCAAGGCCACCCGCGCCGACCAGAGCUCCGCCACCUCGUCGUCGUCCGCCCGCGGCGCCAAGGCCGCCAAAGCCGCCAAGGCCUCUCGCGCCCGCGACGAGCUCAAGUCCAAGCUCGCCCGCCAGUUUGUCGCCGCCCUCGCCGAGGAGGACGUUACCGCCGCCUCGCUCGCCGGCCGCAAGCUCGUGGUCGGCACCUCGCAGGGCGCGCUUUCGGUGUGGAACUUUAACAACGGCCAGAGGCUGUGGGAUCUCGACGAUACUCUCACUGAGCCGGUCAUGGCCAUAACUGCCGCCGUUCAGCUCUCGGGAGAUCAUCGCAAGGCGGCCGGUGCGCUCAUUGCCUCAGCCACCGCUUCCAAGACCCGCGUCCUCGACCACCAGACCCGCCUCGACCUCUACAGCCAGCUGCAUGCUACGCUGGCCUCGGCCGCCUCGGAAUGUUCCCGCACCAUCCUUGCCACAGGCUGGUCGCGGGUCCUUUCCAUGUUCAAAGACUCGAACGCGUCCGGCGACGACCGCAAGUGCAUGCUCAACCAUCCAUCUGGCGCAAGCGCCGUGUCUGCCCCGCGGUCGUCGCCACCGCCGCGGGCGGCGGCCUCACCGCGUAAGCGCCGUGCCCGCGCCACGCCCGCGCCUCCUAUUGCCUCAGGCGUGGCCUCGGCCCGCCGCUACCCGUACACUCCACCGUUUACCAAGAUUCGCGCGGACCUUGCCGCCGGCACCUCGUUCUUUGACUCGGCCCAUACCAACAUUGACCCGUUUGAGGAGACGCCGCAGUCGUACGCGUCGGUCGUCGAGGGCGUGCUCUCACCGCACAAGGCGGCCUCGCGGCGGAGCUUCGAACCAGGAGGCGAGGGCGCAGUCAGUGCUGACAACUCGGCCGCCCGCGCCCGUGCUCGUCGCAAGAAGCGCCGUGCCCGCCGCCGCCGCCGCGCCCAAGCCAAGCUGCAGACCUCGGCCGGCUCGGUUCCCGGCCUCAGCCUCUCGCGCACUUCGAUUGCAGAUCUCUGGCUCUCACUCGGCUCGGUCCAACCUGCGUCGGCCGAGCCCUCGCCCACACCACGGACUCACUACGCAGGCGAUGUGGCUGAGCUCACGGCAUCGACUACCCGCCCGAUUGUUGCUGUCCACAUCUCUGAGGUGCCAGACACCGAGUCGUCGAGCUCGGAAGCAGAGUCGCCAGGUACCUCGGUCGACUUGCUUGCCAACGCCAUUGUCAACGAGCUCGGCGAAAUGCCUGCCGCGCUUGCUGGGCGGCAGCUCAGGCGGCAGUUCUCGCUCCUCGCUGACGCCAACGUCGACAAUCUGGUGCUCGGCCCGGCCAAGCUCCUCCAGCCCGAGCCGACGAGCCCCGAGGUGACCGAUUGGCGCUCGUCGUCGACGGCGGUGCUGGGCAACAACCCGCGGGUCCGGAACGUGCGCGGGACGCGGGCAGACGGCUCAACCCUCACCGAACUUGCAUCGCUGGUCAAGGUUGCGGCCCACGCAGGGUGUGAGUCGAGCUCGGACUCGGAGGCAAGUGGCUACACCUCGAGCGACUCGGACGCUGUGUCGUCGUCGUCGAAACUCUCACGGACCAACUCGGAUCGGUCACGGUCGCCGCUCCUCUCCGAGGCAGCGGCCACCAACGCGUCGAUCACCUCGCUGCUCUCUACAGCGUCGGUCUCCAACCUGCGAACGGCAUGUGGGCGCCGCGACCGCACCGCCGCCUCGCUGCAGCGCCACGACGAGGACGUGCUCUCGAUUGCCUUUGCCGCGCCCAACAUUGUGGCAACCGGCUCGUAUAACGGCAAGAUCUUUGUGUGGACUAUGGGCUCGCGCUCGCCGAAAGCUAUUCUCCACGCCGAGGAGCACAAGGAGGCGUGGGCGACCGGCGGGUUUUCUGGCGAGUGCGCAAUCCGGGUCCUUGCCUUUGCGCCGUACCUCGCUCAGCUCGCCUCGCACGAGCUCCCGCCGCUGCUUGCCGGGUGCGGCGACGGCUCGCUGCGGAUGUGGGAUGUGCGGACGGGAUUCGAACGCGACACGCUGCACUUGGCGAGCGCCGAGGCCGGCGGCGGGCCUAUCACUGCGCUCACGCUUGAUCCGCUCAACUAUUUUGCGUUUACCGGACACGCCUCUGGCCGCGUCAUGAUUGUCUCGCUGCAACACGGGCGCGGGAGGCUGGUGUCGGAGGAGGAGGGCAUUGUAGUCUCGCACACCAUGCCGAUUGUGGCGUUGAGCUAUGUGUGGGGCGGAGCCGCACACGGGGCGCAAGACUCGCUGGUGGUCUGCACUCCGGGCUCAGUCUCGCUGUACAAGCUGUACCUCGGGCGCGACAGCUCGCACGCAACCACACUUCGCGGCGUCGAGCUCACUCACAUUGUGGCGGCGUCUCUCGUCGGCCACUUUACCGAGGUCACCGCUCCGCCGGUAUGGAGCAUGGCGGCGUACUCGGGGCCGAUGGCGCUGCGGCGUAGCGUGCUCGCGUCGUCGUCGAGCCGCGCGACUGCGCUUGCUGCGCUGCGCGAGCACGCCAACCAGGCCAUGCUCGUCUCCAAGUUUCGCAACAAGGUCAAGGCCCGACUGGCGGCACAGCGGCUGCCGACGACCGAUCCGUACCUCGGGAGCGAGUCAGACUCGCAGCUUGUUGUGCCGUCGCUGCUCUCGAGCCAGGAGUCGCGCGACAAGAACCCGUACCACGCGCCGUCGAUCCCAUCGGCGCUGCCGGCUGUGCCGCCAACUGACCACUUUUUCCGCGAAGCCAAGUUCCCCAACGUGUCAGAGAAGCGAGUCUUUGUCCACUUUCCGACCGCGUCCGACACUCCGCUCACCUGCCCACCGUUCCGGGCACUUGCGAGCGACCCGUCGUUUGCGCGGCGCAUGCGCAAGAUCUACGGUGUCUCGUGGACAGCCAAGGCCUCGUACAAGCGGCUCAAGCGGGCGCUACCGCGAAUUGUGCUCAAGGCUGCCGCCCAUUUGGAUGACCCGGCCACACUGGAGACCAUGACCAAGGUACCGGCCGAGGUGGCCAACCGCUCGUACGGUGGCGGCGCUGCUGCCGAUGAGCGCCUCGCCACCGGCGAGGUGCCGGAGCAUGGUGUCGAGACUGCAGCUGGUGCCGAUGGCGCCGAGCAGGUCGAUGACGACGAUGUACCUGCUGCCGGCGCGCCUGCGAUCGGGGUGCCCGAGGCCGAGAUGACGUCACGGCGGCGCGGGUCGGUCAUGGCAGACAUUGCAGUCCGGCACGGCGCGGCGCGGUACGGCGCUGUCGAUCAUGAGACCGAGACCGAGGCCGCAGCGGCGGCGGCGUCACACGCCGGCUUCUCGCACGCCGCCGAAGUUAUUGCGGCGACGGCGUCGAUGCGUCACGGCUCGCAGUCGAUCAACAUUGCGCGAUCCCUGAUGCGCGAAGGCUCGAUGGAGCGGGUCCUCUCGGACGUCUACAAGUCGUUGCUGCAGCCUGCCGAGGCUGCGCGGCAGGGCGAUGCGGGCGCAUCGCUGGUGCUCAGUGAUGACGACGAUGACGGUGACGAUGACGGUGACGAUGACGACGGCGAGUCUGCGGAUGACGACGGCCAGCAAAGCGGAGCCGACUCGGAGCCACAGGCCAGCGACGGGAUCGAGCUGGGCGAGACGGUCGUGGCCGGCAUCGGCUCGGGCGUCUCGUUACAUGUCUCGCUCGAGGGCGAGGGCGAGGCUGAGGCUGACGAGGCGCGCGACUCGUUCCCGACCAGCCCUGCACCGGCGAGCAGGCCACUCGAGGCGGCGAGCCACGGGGUGCGGAGCAGCAAGCGGCGUGACUCGGUGGUGAUGCUCUCCCGGGCGCUGCACGCAGCCAAGGUAAUGGGUCGGCUGCGGGCGGGGCGGCGCGACUCGGAUACGUCGUCGACAGGCUCGGCACGGUUCCUCUCGCCGCGGAUGCGGCCCGGGCGGCGGCUGUCGACCGACUCGGUCGACUCGGACUUGUCGUCCGAAGACCCGCUGCGUGACCUUAUUCCCGAGGACGAGCGGCGGCGCGGCGAGGUGACGCUCCCACCGCUGCAGUUUGGCCGGCUGGCUGACUCGCUCACGCCGUCGUUCCAGGCCCGAGUCAAGUCGACGCCGCAGUUCCACAAAGCCGAGUCGCGCCGCGACGUCUGGCGCCGGACAGUGCUCAAGAAGCAGGCGGACCGUACGUGGGACGUCCACAAGCAGCACAAGUCGGUGCGGCGGCGGUAGAUACCGCCUCGCUCACGAUGUCUUGAGCUUGGAGAGGAGGUCCAUCCGCACGAUGCGGCGGCUCGGGUCGACAGCGUCGCGAAUGAACAUGUCCGCAAAGGCCU
Molecule: messenger RNA, 6776 nt
Organism: Thecamonas trahens ATCC 50062
Lineage: Eukaryota; Apusomonadida; Apusomonadidae
Exons: 2
Coding region: 1-6672 (2223 amino acids)
Molecular function (GO): protein binding; calcium ion binding
Source: RefSeq, a predicted model, not a curated record